AUGACAGAAGUUAAUGAAAGAACGGAUCAAUUCCGAGAUUAUCAAAUAAAAUUAACUGAACUAUUAUCAAUGAACCCAUUCAUUAAAGAAUUAGAGGAACAAGCAAAAACUAUUGAACUUUUACGUCACAGAAUUGAUCAAUUAGAAUUAUCCAAAAAUAAUCAAUCAGAACAUGAAACUACUGCUGCAAUCUUAUCUUCCCAAUCGAAUUAUCAAUCUAGUAAUCAUUCUGUUCUAACUGAUAAUGAUUUAAAGGAUGAUGUAAAAUCACUUAGAGAAAGAGUUUUUGAAUUAGAAGCAGAUUUAUUAAUUCAAAAUAAAGAUAGUCAAGCUCAAAAACUUAAAAUAGAACGAUUACAGAAAGAAAAUGAUGAAAUUAAACAACAGAUAUCAAAUAUUCUUGAUAUGGUUUCUAAACCAAGGUCGCCUUUAAAAGAAUUUGUUAAACAAACGAUUGAGGAAGUUGAUGAGAAAGAAUUCCAUUCGAACAAACCGAUAAGUUCAGAUGUGGAAUAUACUGAUGACGAUGAUGUAAAAUAUAUAAAAUCAACGAGAGAGCCUAGCCCGCCAUUAUAUCAGAAAUCCAGAAAAAAUAUUAUGACUAGGGAUUUUCAAAUACCAAUAUCAUCAUAUCAUUCAGACCAAACAAAAGAUGAGUCAGUUCCAAUGAAAACUAGUCCUUUAUCACCAACAAUUCCAGUAUUCACAUCUACUGGAAGGCGUUUCGAAAAUUUAUUACCAGAAGGACCAAAAACUGGAUUUUAUAAUAAUUCUCAAUAUAUUCCGAGUCAAAUUCAUCGACGUUCAAGGAGUGAAACUCGUUCAUCUAUUCCGAUUGUUCCUCCAAAAAGACCUCAAAUUUAUCCAAAAUUUACUUCCAAUAAUAGUUCACCAACUUCUUCUCAAUCUGAGAAUGAUUUCGUGAAAUCGAGUAAUAAUUUCAUUUCAGAUGAUUAUGAUAGUGAAGAUAUUGAGUAUGUUGGUGAACAAAAUAUUAUGGAAAAUAGUUCAAAUAUUGAAACGUGUAUGAUAGAAUCGUCUACUUCUCAUGGUGAUUUAUGUAAAUGUAAUAAAUGUGUUACUGCUCAAUUAAGAGAGAUUGAAUUUUAUCAAAAUAAAAUGCGGGCGAACAAAUAA
Molecule: messenger RNA, 1137 nt
Organism: Scutellospora calospora
Lineage: Eukaryota; Fungi; Glomeromycota; Glomeromycetes; Diversisporales; Gigasporaceae
Source: the annotation of a GenBank genome assembly